UUUCUUUUCUUUUCUUUCUUUUUUUUACCCUUACCUUCAGUCUUAGUUUCAAUUCUAAGACAGAAGAAAAGGAAGGGCUGGGCAUUGGGGGUUAAGUGACUUGCCCAAAGUCAUUCAGCUAGGAAAUAUCUGACAACAGAUUUAAACCUAGGACCUUCUAUUUCUAGGCUUGGUUCUCAAUCCACUGAGCUAUAGAGCUGCCCCACCACCCCCCACAUGCCUUUUUAUCAUUAAUAAGUAAUAAUCACAGUAAGAUUUUAGUCAAAUGUGCAAUAGUAAAGAUAUCAACUUAAGUCAACCAGCAUUAAGUCAACCAGAGCCUACUAUGUGCCAGACACUAGGCUAACAAGCAAGGCAGAAACAGUCCCUGCUUUCAAGUUUACAAUCUAAGGAGAAGAGAUAUGAUCUACUUUGGAGUAAUUUUUUUUAAAUUUGCCUGAUUUCUUUUGAUAUCUUUAUCAAGGUUGUCUUCUCUGUGAGCCUGGGAGUUUCACAGGGACAGUUUUUGCCUUUCUCUAUGUCUCUAGAAGUUAGCAUUAUGUCUGAGAUUCAGUCACACUUAAUAAAUGCUUAGUGACUGACUCUAGAUGCCCAAAUAUAUCAACAGUAUAUAUUCAUUUAUUUAUCCUCUGGUUCUAUGAUUUCAUCACUGUAAAGAAUACAUUUUAGAAAUACUAUCCACCCAGUGUUGAGCUUUGGGAAUUUAUCUGUCACUUAUACUCUUGGAACUAAGGAGCCAAAUAACCUGCCCAAGGCAAAACUCAUAUGUGGCAGACAGGACUUGAUCCUAGGUUUUCCUUAUUCAUCAGGCAAUGUUUCCAAUCUAUAUUUGUGUGCACAAUACAUAAUAGUGGUUCCCAAUAUUAAACUGUAUUACAUCCAUGAUAAGCAUAACAUAUAAUUAUUCUAUUUCAUUGAAUUAAAUAUGUUAAAAAUUGCUGCCAUUUCUAUGGCACUCUAAGGUUUAUUAAAAGGCAUGGCAUUUAUCUCCAAGUACAUAUGUAUGAACAUAUGUACAAGCAUACCUCAUCUCUCAAGAUACAAAACUCUCCUGGUGCCCUGGAACAUUGUUCAAUCUUUCCCACUAUUUCAUUGGGAAUGUAGACUUGGGAGGAGGCCCCUGGCUCAUCUAGUCCUCCCUCCUUUGACAGAUGGGAAAGGUGAUUUCUGCACUUGCUUACAGUCCCAGGUCCCGGCCUCUCGGGCCUCCUGGGCCCGGAUGGAGUCCUCAGGGAACCCUGGGGGUUGGGCCCUGUACAGGGCUUCAGGCAGAGGAUACUCUUGGAAGAGGUCCCGGCGAAAGUGCAGAGAUUUCCCGCCCAGUCCGAGUCUUGAUCUCGUUCCUGCUGCAGGGAAGUUGAAGGGGAGGGCGGGGGAAAGCGAUGGAGUCGAUCGAUGUCUCUCGCCUAGAUUGCUCUUGCCUGCGCCGCCGUCGCCCCGCCCCGCAGACUCGCUCUGUCGUGCGCCGAGCUGCAGCUGCCUCGCCUGGUCCCGCCGCUCCUAAGGAAGUCUCCGCUCCGCCGGCGCCGCCGAGAUGUUUCGUAACCAGUAUGACAAUGAUGUCACUGUUUGGAGCCCUCAGGGCAGAAUUCAUCAAAUAGAAUAUGCAAUGGAAGCUGUCAAACAAGGCUCAGCUACUGUGGGCCUGAAAUCAAAAACCCAUGCUGUACUGGUUGCUUUGAAGAGGGCCCAGUCAGAACUGGCUGCUCAUCAGAAAAAAAUUCUACACGUUGACAACCAUAUUGGAAUUUCAAUUGCUGGCCUUACAGCUGAUGCAAGGCUCUUGUGCAACUUCAUGCGCCAAGAGUGCCUGGAUUCCAGAUUUGUGUUUGACAGACCUCUUCCAGUGUCUCGCCUAGUGUCUCUGAUUGGAAGCAAGACCCAGAUACCAACACAGCGUUAUGGCCGGAGACCAUAUGGUGUCGGACUGCUUAUUGCUGGUUAUGAUGAUAUGGGUCCUCACAUCUUCCAGACUUGUCCAUCUGCAAACUACUUUGACUGUCGGGCUAUGUCCAUUGGAGCCCGUUCGCAGUCUGCCCGUACUUACUUGGAGAGAUGUAUGUCCAAGUUUAGUGACUGCAAUUUGAAUGAGCUAGUGAAGCAUGGUCUGCGUGCCUUACGGGAGACACUUCCUGCAGAGCAGGACUUAACUACAAAGAAUGUUUCCAUUGGAAUUGUUGGGAAAGACUUGGAGUUUACAAUCUAUGAUGAUGAUGAUGUGUCUCCAUUCCUGGAAGGUCUUGAAGAAAGACCACAGAGAAAAGCACAGCCUGCUCAGCCUGCUGAUGAACCUGCAGAGAAGGCUGAUGAGCCAAUGGAGCACUGAUCUGUAUAAGCCAGUCUAUGUCUUUGUUAGUAAAUCUAAAAAGAACACUUCUGUCCAUAUGCCAGUUAUUAUCUAUGCUUUAAACCAGAUGCAGAGUUACAGAAUAAGAUGUUCUGAGGAAUCAGUCCCGGAUGGAUUUUUCCCAAAAACCUAACUAAAAGGUUAUAACUGGGUGCAUUUUCUUUAAGAGGGAAGAUGUAAUCAUUUUCUAGAAAGUAUGGGGUAUCAGUACUACUGUUUUUAUAUGAAGAACAUAUUGUCUUUAUGAUUUUAAAGGCAACUGUGAAAUAAAAUUGUUUCAACUGA
Messenger RNA from Monodelphis domestica (gray short-tailed opossum), 2632 nucleotides. It is a transcript of the gene PSMA1, whose product is annotated as proteasome 20S subunit alpha 1. Gene Ontology annotation, cellular component: proteasome core complex; proteasome core complex, alpha-subunit complex. NCBI's taxonomy places the organism in Eukaryota, Metazoa, Chordata, Mammalia, Didelphimorphia, Didelphidae. The record is from RefSeq and is a predicted model, not a curated record. Gene Ontology annotation, biological process: ubiquitin-dependent protein catabolic process.